CCCUAAACAAAAACAACGCUCUUGCAACUCCUCACUCUCUUACUUUUAACAACAAAAACAAAAAAAAAGACUAAAAUGGGCGGACACGGAUACAUUGGAACUUGGGGAAACAUGGGUGGACCCACUCAGCGUGGUGUUGUCACCUACAUCUUGUCUCCCUUUGAGCAGAAGCCCUUUGCUGGUGCCGCUUACAAUGCUGUCUUCAACACCAGCCGUCGUGUCGCUUCCCAGAUUCCCUACGUCGGCACUGCCUUUGCUCUCGGCUACUACAUCUACACCAGCAUGAACGCCAAGCACGCCUAUCUCACCUCCAAGGCUGGCCAUGCUGAGCACGGUGACCAUUAAAGGAUUCUUUUUAUUAUAUUAUUAUCCUUAAAGAAUAACAGCAUAAUCACAUCUGCUUUAACAACCAACAACAACAACAACAACAACAACAACAACAACAACAAUAAAUACAACAACGACACCAAUGACGACGACGAAAAGAGGAAAUAAUAUUAAUAAUAUUAAUAUUAUUAUCAUCAUUUGUUCGAAUAAAUAUAUAUAUAUAUAUAUAAUAUU
Molecule: messenger RNA, 561 nt
Organism: Phycomyces blakesleeanus NRRL 1555(-)
Lineage: Eukaryota; Fungi; Mucoromycota; Mucoromycetes; Mucorales; Phycomycetaceae
Gene: QCR8
Product: ubiquinol-cytochrome c reductase core subunit 8 QCR8
Exons: 4
Coding region: 76-345 (89 amino acids)
Biological process (GO): mitochondrial electron transport, ubiquinol to cytochrome c
Source: RefSeq, a predicted model, not a curated record